Molecule: messenger RNA, 601 nt
Organism: Andrographis paniculata
Lineage: Eukaryota; Viridiplantae; Streptophyta; Magnoliopsida; Lamiales; Acanthaceae
Product: replication protein A 70 kDa DNA-binding subunit B-like
Exons: 3
Coding region: 1-483 (160 amino acids)
Biological process (GO): DNA replication; DNA repair; DNA recombination
Cellular component (GO): nucleus
Molecular function (GO): DNA binding
Source: RefSeq, a predicted model, not a curated record
AUGUUGUUUCCUCGUUUGGCGUAUGUUAGCUACAUAAAAUCCGAUCAAGCGAUGUGGUACCGAGCUUGCAAGACCUGCAACAAGAAGGUGACUGAAGCUGUUGGCGCCGGCUAUUGGUGCGAAGGGUGCCAGAAGAACAUGCGAGAUUGCAACCUCAGGUACAUAAUGGUUGUUAAAGUCUCGGAUGCAACUGGCGAGGCAUACCUCUCUGUCUUCAACGAACAAGCCGAGAAGAUCAUCGGAUGCACAGCAGACGAGCUCAACGAGCUAAGAUCUCAGGACGGCGAGAGUUCUUACCAAAUGAAGCUGAAAGAAGCGAUGUGGAGAGCUCAGCUUUUGCGGGUAAGCGUUACGCCGCACGAAUACAAUAACGAGAAGAGGCAGAGGAUAACUGUUAGAAGUGUUGCAGCAGUAGAUUAUGCAGCUGAAUCUAAGUAUUUGCUCGAACAAAUUUCCAACAAAAUCAAGAUUGUGUCUCAUUAAAUAGGUAGAGUUUUUAAUCCAUCCUUGUUAUGCUUUUGAACCACAAUUUUUCCGUAUCUUUUGGUGAUCUCUCGGUAAUUUCUCUCAAAAGUUACAUUUGCGAUCCUACAUCAAAGCA